AUGCCUUCUCCAGCGAAGCGCUACCUCAUCACCGGCGGUACCGGCAAGGUCGGCAGUCGCGUCGCCGAGCAGCUCGUCACCUCAGCCGGCGUCCCGGCGGCCGACGUCCUGGUCGCGACACGAGACCCGGCCAAGACCAAGGUGCCGUACGGGACCCUGGUCGCCUUCGACUGGUUCGACGAGACGACGUGGCCGGGGACGCUGGCCGGCGGGCCCGCCAUCUACAUCAUCAGCCCGGGGACGAUGGACCCGCUGCCGACGGUGCGGAAGUUUGUCGGCUUGGCUCGCGAGGCCGGAUCGCGGCGCUUCGUGCUGCAGAGCGGGAGUCCCGUGCCGGAGGGCGGCCCCACGACCGGGGCCAUACAGAGGUACCUCCACGAGCUCGGGGAUCAGGGGCUCAUCGAAUGGGCUUCCCUGAGGCCGACUUGGUUCCAGGAGAACAUGUCCGAGCAGGAAGCCAGGAGGAUUACCUUGAGGGACGAAGGCAAAUUCUAUUCAGCGGCAGGCGACGGCAGGAUCCCGCUCGUGUCUGUCCAUGACAUCGCGGCCGUCGCCGUGGUCGCGCUGACCCGGAAGGAGCCGCUCAACAGUGACCCCUUUGUUUUGGGCCCGGAGCUGCUUACAUAUGAUCAGGCGACAGCGAUCAUGACAGAGGUGCUGGGCAAGAAGAUCGAGCACGUCAAGAUUUCAGAGCAGGAGUUGGCGGAGCUGUGGGUCAAGGUCGGGCUCCCGGCCGAAUACGCCAAGAUCAUGGGGCAGAUGGACACGGGCAUUAAGCACGGAGCCGAGGAGAGAGAAAGCAAUGCGGUCGAGGUGCUGACCGGCAGGAAGCCUCGGACAUUUAGGGAGUAUGUCAUUGCUGAAAAGGCUUCUUGGCUUUGA
Messenger RNA from Thyridium curvatum, 882 nucleotides. RefSeq lists its product as uncharacterized. The transcript has 3 exons. The record is from RefSeq and is a predicted model, not a curated record. The coding region runs from base 1 to 882 and encodes 293 amino acids. NCBI's taxonomy places the organism in Eukaryota, Fungi, Ascomycota, Sordariomycetes, Thyridiales, Thyridiaceae.